Messenger RNA from Oncorhynchus nerka (sockeye salmon), 2978 nucleotides. Its product is annotated as partner of Y14 and mago A. Gene Ontology annotation, molecular function: RNA binding. The transcript is spliced from 4 exons. The record is from RefSeq and is a predicted model, not a curated record. Gene Ontology annotation, biological process: exon-exon junction complex disassembly. Lineage: Eukaryota; Metazoa; Chordata; Actinopteri; Salmoniformes; Salmonidae. Bases 563 to 1168 code for a protein of 201 amino acids. Gene Ontology annotation, cellular component: cytoplasm; exon-exon junction complex.
AAGAUAGUAAAAAUUCAUGAAAACCAAUAUUUUCUUUUUAGUCUUCAUUUAAUGUUAGGCAUGUUAGCAGUGUGGUUAUAUUAUAUAUAUAAAGCAUGUUUAACUGUAAUGUUUAAGUAAAAAUAUAUAUUUGAUUGUGUACACUUAGCCUUAUUAAGCUUUAUGGCAGCACGCUAAGCUUUUUUUAGGUAUAAUAUUUACCUAACGUUACCUAGCUAGUUUUGCAAACGUUAACUUAGCUAGCGUCUAGUCAGUGUAUGCGAUAGAAAAAUGGCCAUAACAACGAAAACUGACGAUUACAUUUUCUUUUACCGGAUAAUUACUUUUGAUGCAACCGUAGCAAAUGUGUUUUUCUAGCUAGCUCAUUGUUCUAUCUUUGCCCAUAAUGUACAACAACUGCCAUUACUGCAGCAAGCGAAAAACAGGAAACAGUCAUUUUCAGAAGGUCCUGCUAUUUGACCCAGCGCAAGAGAAGGAAAAGCCCAUUGGACAAGUUCAGGGAAAUACAUUGCUGCUACACAGCGACCUGAUGGAACCUGGAGGAAGCCUCGUAGAGUGAAGGAUGGUUAUACCCCUCAGGAAGAGGUCCCUGUGUGACUACCUCAUGAAGCUGGUUGAGAGAAUGCCAAGAGUGUGCAAAGCUGUCAUCAAGGCAAAGGGUGGCUACUUUGAAGAAUCUCAAAUCUACGAGAAUAAAUUUGUUAAGUUCUUCAAGGGCAAGCCCGAUCUGCCACCAGGUAUGAGCCCCGACAAUGCGGCCCAGGCAAGGCAGCAGCAGGGGAUCCCCGGCAUUGCAGAGAACGAGACAGCUGGGCUCUCCAAGACAGCCAAGCGAAACAUGAAACGGAAGGAAAAGCGCAAGCAGCAAGGCCCGGAUAGCAAUGUGGAAUCACUAACAAAUGCUGUUGAGACUAUGACGUUUGCCGAGGACGGUGACAGUGUGACGCCUGCAUCUAACCCAGCUGGAGCUACUAAUGACCCUUCAUCUGCAACAGCAGAAAAGUCCAAGAAAAUCAAGAACAUAAAAAAGAAGCUGAGGCAGGUUGAGGAGCUGCAGCAGAAACUGGACUCUGGGGAAAUCAAGCAAGCUACAAAAGAGCAGCAGGAGAAGCUUGGAAGGGCCAAAGCCUUACAGGACGAGUUACUGCAGCUUGAGGAGGAUUCAUGAGAUAGAAAAUGUUGUAAAAAUGGGCAGCUAACCAGUUGUGGAAGUUGGACUGUUCAAAAAUACAAACACCCAGUUCUAAAAGAAAUGGACAUUUACAGCUGCGUUGAUGAGCUUCCCUUGAACAGUUUCUGGAUAUGUGUUGAUAUCAGACAGCCAAUGAACAUGAACUUUGGCUUUUGGAAUAUCAAGUGUACAUAAACCCAACACUUCACGUGUUAUGUGUUGACAAUAAGUGAUCAUGCUUUUCCCACACUUUGUCCAAAACCAAUUACCGAACAACAAUGAGCCAGCCAGGUGUUUUCUCUUCAUUUAAAAUGUACUUUUAAAACAAUUGAACUGAUUCCUUAUGCUUGGCUAUGAACUUAUUGGCCAUUCAAUUAUAGUUGUAAUAGCAUUUAUUUGUGUACUUAGUAUGUUUGUGCAUUUUGUAUCUUUUUUAAAUUUUUUAUCUUUAUCUGUCAAGAAUAGCAAAAAAUAUUAUAUAUUAGUUAGUUGCAUUAAAGAUACAAAAAUUCCCUAUUGAAAAGAAUACCUGUUUGUUGACCCAUCUCUGUACUGAAAUGAUACAUAUUUUCCAAAUGAUUGGAUUACUUCAAAUACAGUUUGAAUUUGUGUACAUAAUGAAGAGGUUCAUGGUUUACAACAUUGUAAACAACUAAUAAUGUAAAUCCCUGUGAUUACAGGGGAUAGAGAGGAUUGUGCUGUUUUUUGAUCUGAUUUCGGCAAUCAGAUAUGAUUAAAUGUUAGAAUGUGAUUCUGGUCCUCUUUGUAGGAAUUCGGAUUUGGUUAUCCAAUCUGACCUUUUAAUCACGAUUAAAUGUCGUUUUUCAAAGGCGAUUUGGAUAGUUUGAUGCUGAAAUUCUGGAUUAUCUUGAUCUCACUGGAAGGGUGGUUCUAGAAAGGUGAAUGGCACUACAACCAAGACAUUUUAAUGUAAACUGAACAAAAAUAUAAAUGCAACAUGUAAAGUGCCGGUCCCAUGUUUCUUGAGCUGAAAUAAAACAUCUCAGAAGUUUUCCAUAUGCACAAAAAGCUUAUUUCUCUCUAAUUUUGUGGACACAUUUGUUUACAUCCCUGUUAGUUAGCGUUUUAUCUUUUGUCAAGAUAAUCCAUCCACCUGACAGGGUGGCAUAUCAAGAAGCUGAUUAAACAGCAUGACCAUUACACAAGUGCACAUUGUAAGGCCACUAAAAUGUGCAGUUUUGUCACACAACACAAUGCCGGAGAUGUCUCAAGUUUUGAGGGAGCGUGCAAUUGGCAUGGUCCCUGCAAAGAAUGUCCACCAGAGCUGUUGCCAGAUUUCUCGACCAAUGUUGUUUUAGAGAAUUUGGCAGUAUGUCCAACCAGCCUCACAACCGCAGAACACUUGUAACCAUGCCAGCCCAGGACCUCCACAUCUGGCUACUUCACCUGCGGAAUCAUCAGAGGAGGUGCUGAGGACUAUUUAUGUUUCAUUGGCUGGGCCUUGCUCCCCAGUGGGUGGGCCUGGCUCCCAAGAUGAUGGGCGUAUGCCCUCCCAGGCCCACCCAUUGAUGUGCCCCUGCCCAGUCAUGUGAAAUCCAUAGAUUAGGGCCGAAUUAAAUUAUUUAAAUUGACUGAUUUCCUUAUAUGAACUGUAACUCAACAAAAUAUUUGAAAUUGUUGCGUUUAUAUUUUUGUUCAGUAUAACUAAGGUGACAAGGUUUAAAAAGCAAUUAAGCAUCUGAAAACGAAAGGUAAUGUUAAAUUGGUUGUCUUAAAGUAAUGUGGUCAGUUGUUAUAUUGAGAAGUGUCAAAUAAAUGCAUGUACUUAUGUGAUAUGCAGACCAUU